AUGAACCCUUUCUUUUUUCUGGGUUUUGGACAUUCUCAUCUAGUCUACUUCUGGAAUAGAAGUGUACCUUUCAACUCAACAAAUGAGACGUACUGCUACAGCACUGCCCGGGGCAGCACGGUGCUCCAAGGAGUAACUUUUGGUGGAAUCCCAACUGUCCUGCUGCUUGAUGUAACCUUCUUUUUUAUUUUAAUAUUACUGUUUUCCAUUAUAAGAAAGAGAUUCUGGGACUACGGUCGUGUUGCUCUGGUGUCAGAAGCUGAAAGUGAAUCAAGAUACAACCGAUUGUCAACAUCUUCAUCAGUACCAGAAGAUCUUGAAUAUGAUAGGGGGUUUUGUUCUUGGAUGACAGCUGCUUUUCGGAUGCACGAUGAUGAGAUUCAUGAGAGAUGUGGUGAAGAUGCCAUACAUUACCUUGCCUUCCAGCGUCACAUCAUCUGUUUGUUGAUUGCUGUCAGCAUUUUGUCUGUGUGUGUCAUAUUGCCUGUCAACCUAUCGGGUGAUCUACUUGAUAAAGAUCCCUAUAGUUUUGGAAGAACAACUAUAGUAAACUUACAAACUGGCAAUAAUCUUCUUUGGCUGCACACGGUUUUUGCUGUUGUUUACCUGAUUCUGACUGUUGUCUUCAUGAGACAUCACAUGAAGUAUGUCACAUAUAAAGAAGAAAACAUAGUUAAGUGCACAUUGUUUAUAACUGGUCUUCCAAAAAAUGCAAAAGAAGAGACAAUACAAGGCCAUUUCACUGCUGCCUACCCAACCUGCACUGUGCUGGAGGUCCAGCUGUGUUAUGACGUAGCCAAGCUUAUUCGUCUCUUCAAAAAAAGAAAACAGGCAGAAAAAAGCCUGACUUACUAUGAACACCUGCAUCAGAAGUAUGGCAAGCGGGUCCAAAUCAACCCUAAGCCAUGUGGUCAAUUCUGCUGUUGUGAAAUGAGGGGAUGCGAAAGGGAGGAUGCUGUAGAUUAUUAUACCAAAGUUAGAAAUGAACUGAUGGAAGAAUAUUCAAAAGAAGAACAAGCUGUUCAUAAUAACCCAUUGGGAAUGGCUUUUGUAACAUUUCAAGAGAAAUCCAUGGCAACCUAUAUCCUUAAGGACUUCAAUGCCUGCAAAUGUCAGAGUAUUAAGUGUAAAGGAGAACCCCAGCCAUCGUCCUACAGCAGGGAGCUGUGCAUAUCAAACUGGGAGGUUACAUAUGCUCCUUAUCCUGAGAAUAUUUGUUGGAAAAAUCUUUCAGUGCGUGGACUGAAAUGGUGGUUUAGAUGGGCUUGCAUUAAUUUGCUUCUUUUUAUUGUGCUGUUUUUCCUUACUACUCCUUCCAUAAUCAUCUCAACCAUGGACAAGUUCAAUGUCACUAAACCUAUUCACUACCUUAAUAAUCCCAUCGUCAGUCAGUUUUUCCCAACGCUCUUGCUCUGGUCCUUCUCAGCUUUGCUACCAACAAUUGUCUAUUACUCAACUUUGCUGGAGUCCCACUGGACAAAAUCUGCAGAGAACAGGAUAAUGAUGCAUAAAGUCUACAUAUUUUUGAUCUUCAUGGUAUUGAUUCUGCCCUCCCUUGGUCUGACCAGCCUUGAUUUUUUUUUCCGUUGGCUGUUUGACAGAGAAUCGUCUGAUUCUGCAGUUAGGCUGGAAUGUGUCUUUUUGCCUGACCAGGGGGCCUUCUUUGUGAACUAUGUGAUUGCCUCUGCUUUCAUUGGCAAUGGGAUGGAGCUGCUGCGCCUGCCUGGCCUCAUCCUUUACACCAUACGCAUGAUAAUGGCCAAGUCCACAGCAGAAAGGAAAAACAUUAAACAGCAACAAGCAUUUGAAUAUGAAUUUGGAGCAAUGUAUGCCUGGAUGUUGUGUGUGUUCACUGUCAUCAUGGCCUAUAGCAUUACGUGUCCCAUCAUUGUCCCUUUUGGUUUAAUAUAUAUACUCCUGAAGCACAUGGUUGACCGUUAUAACCUUUACUAUGCAUAUCUCCCUGCCAAGCUGGAGAAGAAGAUGCACUUUGCAGCUGUGAAUCAGGCCCUUGCAGCUCCAAUUCUCUGCCUUUUCUGGCUCUAUUUUUUCUCAUUUUUGCGGCUAGGCUUUAAAGCACCUACAACCAUGUUUACCUUCCUAGUUGUCAACAUCACAAUUGUUAUUUGCUUGGCUUAUACUUGUUUUGGCUGUUUCAAGUACCUGAGCCCGCUGAACUAUAAGGUAGAAGACAUGCAAGGUGAAAGAGGAAAUGACACAGAUGUACCAACCAUCCCAACAUCUUCUAUGUACGUCCCCCGAGUUUUGCACCCUCAUUCUACAGAAAGGACGAUGCUUGCCCAUAAGGAGCAGCAAUCAUAUGGCACCAUGGACAACACUAGUUCACAGGCAGAAGAAAUCAUGAGCUAUUCUGCUGGACCUGCAAUUAUUGAGCAGGCAUCGAGAGGUUCGCUUUGAAUGCCAAGGACUAACACAAGGUGGAGCACUUGGUCCAGGUUUAGGAGAGCUAACUCCCCACCACCACCUACUAAGUAUUCUGUUUUAUUUACAUAUUCCUGCCUACAGAAGAGGUACAGAAAUAAUGCAUUGUGUGGUCUGCAGCUGUGCUUGGAGAUUAAAAAGCAGAUGCCUUGGGACUGAUUGUUUUCCAGGCUGUCUACAUACAUUGUGAAACAAACACGUUGAGCACAGAGAUGCUGAUCCUCAGGGACUUCACUUACGCUAUCUCAUCACUUGCCUUAUGAAGAUAACUUAUGCUGCAUAUAGAUAACUGGUCACCAAAGUAAAUGCAGCUAUUACAGCUGUCAUUUAUUUAUUCAAAAUAAUUCUUGCUUUUUUUAAAAAUAAUUUAAAAAAACCCUUUAGUAUUUAUAAACCUCUUGGGAUGUGUUAAAUCCUGAGGCAAUGUCACUUUUGAUAAAAAUGCUGUUUGCAUGGGCGCUGAGGAUGGUGUAUGGGAGUCUCUCCUCUUGUCACCCAAAGUAGUCAGUGUAGACUUGACCAUGUUACUUUUUUUCCUUUAAAAGAGAUGAGGGAGUUACUGUGCACUUGGGUACUAAAAGUACCAAAGCAAAAAGACUGGUGUAAAGGAGGGAGUGAUUUAUCUGAUACUGUUUUUAUAUAUUUUUUGGAGGGCGUUUAGGCUGUUAGUUUCUGUUCACUAUUUUUAAGGGCCUUCCACAAUGAAAGUUCACCUGCCAACAAUAAAGGAUGUAAACAUUUUAUCUUUCUUUUAAUCUUGGGUCAAAAUGACAGAUCUCUGGGUUUUCUCUAUAGUGCCAAUUACGUGAGCUGUAAGAUACUAAAUUUUUAAAUUAUGUAGUAGGUGCUAAUUUAUUCCAAAGUACAUUGUGUCAAAGCGUAACUAAUAAUCACGAAGCAAUAAAACACCGAGUUCAG
Pygoscelis adeliae (Adelie penguin) is the source of this 3360-nucleotide messenger RNA. RefSeq names its product transmembrane protein 63A (gene TMEM63A). Gene Ontology annotation, molecular function: nucleic acid binding; calcium-activated cation channel activity. Bases 1 to 2418 code for a protein of 805 amino acids. NCBI's taxonomy places the organism in Eukaryota, Metazoa, Chordata, Aves, Sphenisciformes, Spheniscidae. The transcript is spliced from 22 exons. The record is from RefSeq and is a predicted model, not a curated record. Gene Ontology annotation, cellular component: plasma membrane.